Messenger RNA from Macrosiphum euphorbiae (potato aphid), 6222 nucleotides. NCBI's taxonomy places the organism in Eukaryota, Metazoa, Arthropoda, Insecta, Hemiptera, Aphididae. The record is from the annotation of a GenBank genome assembly.
AUGACCGCUUCGCCAGUGGCCGAGGCACAGGACGUGUGUGCAUCGGAUCCAAACUUUGCGGUUAUAUUUGCUUUCUGCGAACGGUUCGGAGACAGUUGUGGUGUUACUAUUCCUACGUUCCAAGAGCUACAAGAAAUGUUAGAGAAAACUACCGAAGUUCCAGAUGCAUUAGUUGAUUUACAUAUAAAGUUAUUGCGCAGAGUCAAAAAAAGUGUGCAUGCAGAAAAAUGGGAAAGAGCAGUUUUAAAAUUCUGUCAAGAAUAUUCUAUACCAGAAUUUUGGGAAUUAGAACACUAUGGAUACAAAGGAAUUUCUGUAAAACUAAAAUUAAGGAUUUUAAAAACUCUUUUUGAAGCUCAAUUUGACAGUAAUGUCAAAUUUAAGUCUGAAGUUAAUAAAUUAGAGAGCUCUACACUUCAUUCUCAGCCACUAGGUUGGGAUAGAUCAGGCGUAGCUUAUUGGGUCCAAUUUGACAGAGCAUGUAAUCUUCGAGUUUACAAAGAAGACAUUGAUGAAGAUACUUGGAAAAUCGUGGCAAAAGAUAGAAGCACCUUAGUUAAUCUUAUAAAUGAAUUAUCUGGAGAAAAAGACAACACUCUUGACGACAUUGAAGACAGUAAUAGUAUUGAAACUGGUUCAGAUGGUUCAGGUGGUUUAUCUUCAAAUCGGAAUUCAGAAGAGCAAUCUACUAUGUUAUCAAACAGUGCUCCUAUUAUUGAAGAUAACAAAAAAGAAUGUAGUACUACAGAAUCAACUAAUGUUGAAUUAGAAACAAAUGAAUUUGAUCCAAAAGAAAAUCCUCUUGAUAAACCUAUUAAUUAUAAAAGAAAAUUGAAAGAGGAUGACAAUACAUCAAAUAAAAGUAUUAUUCCUAUUGUUGGAGAAGAGAUUGAAGAAUCUGUGAUGAUUGUAAAAGGUGAAGGUUCUGGGCAGGAAUGUGAUACUGGUAAUCCUGAUGAAACAAAUACUCAAAAUGAUACAUCAAAAAAUGAAGAUGUAAAAAAACCAAAAUUAUGGAGUAUUGAAGCUAUUUGUAGUUCAUCUAAAGAAGUCAAAGAAGAAAUAGUAUCUGUUCCUAAAACUGGAUUUUUUUUUGGCGAUGAUUCUGUACCAUGCCUUCAAAAUGUUUCUAAUGGAGAAAAUUCUUGUAUUGAUGACAAAAAAUUAGAAGUGGUUUCAUCGAACAAAAAUAUCGAAGAAUGGAAAAAAAAUAAAAAAAUGAAUGAAGACCUAAAUAAAAAUAAAAAAACCGAUGAAGAAUCAAAAAAUAAAAAAACUGAUGAAGAAUCAAAUAAAAAUAAAGCACUGGACGAAGUUGAUACAACUAUACCACAUAGCAUCAAAUCUUUAAAUUUAGAUGAAUUUUCUAGUAAAAAUGCUUCAAAACAAUCAGUUUUUAAUAUUAAAAUCCAUGAAGAAGAAGUUCAGAUCACAGAACGAAAAGCUAAUGAGGUAUUUACAAAAUCUGAAUCCAGUAUAAAACAUAAUUCAACAAAUAUUUAUGGCUCAACAUCAUUUGACAGCUAUAGUAAACCUCAAGAGUCCCAGAUAAAUAGUAUGACAGACAUUGUUGCAUGUAAUAAAGAUAAUCAACCACAAAUUAGUUACAAAACUAAUAAAUAUGAUACAGAUCAUAAGGUCGAAUGCAAAAAAAUUAAUGUUGAUCAAAUUAAUGAUCAACCAACAGAUCUAACUAAUUCUAAUAUUCACGUGGGUAAAAAAAUAAAAGAACAAGAAAAUUUAAAUGUGAAAUUAGAAGAAAACACAAAAUGCAAUAUUGAUCAACAAUUAAAAGAAAAUGUAAAAGAAGGAAUAGAUCAGCAGUUAGAGAAUGAUCAAGAAUCAAAACCUAAAGUUGGUGAACCUAUUAAAAUUGAUAAACAUACACUUGGCUAUAAAGUACAAUCAAAUGAACAAUUUACAGGUAAAAUCGAUCAAAGUGAUGAUGGAAAAAUAGAUAAUAGUGGUGAAAAAAUCAUAUUAAAUGAAUCAUUUGCAAACACAGUUGGCCAAUAUACUGACAUUAAUGAACAACCAAGUAUUGAUGUAGUUGAGCCAAAUACAUGCAUGUUAGGUACAUCAUUAUCAAAUGUAGUUGACCAAAGUAUUAUUAAUGAUAAUCAAAUAUUGGCUAACAAAUGCAAAACAAUCGAUAUAGAAGAACCAGUAGAUAAUUUAGUUAAAGAAAAUGAACCGGAAAAAUUAUCUGAACAUACUGAACAUGUUCAAAAUACUGAUGAUUUGAAAACUAAUGCUGCUUAUUCUAAUAAUGACAAUUCAUUAAUAAAUGCAAUUGCUAGUAGUAGUAAAGCAUAUGAUCAAACUUCAACAGAUAAUGUCAAUCAAUGUUCCACAACCAUUAAACAAGUUGUUGGUAAUCAAAAUAAUAAUACAUCUAAGAAAACAUCACAUAAUAUAAGCAAUAUUAUAGACACUGAUGUGAUUGUGAUUAACGAUAGUGUUAAAACAAAUAAACAAUUAAUUAAUUCUGGUGAUAUUGAAAUUAAGCAACUAGAACAUUUUCAGAUUACAAAUGAGAAAAACGUUUCUCAAGAAAAAAAAUCAUCUGUUUCAAAUAUAGAUUGCCCAAAAGAUUUUAGUAAUAAACAUAGCUUAAAUAAAAUAUUACAAAAAUUGGAUGAUACUAAGGAAAUAUCUGUAUGUCCAAACUCUAAAUCUUCUAAUGUUGAUUUAGAAGUAGACCAAAUUGGUUUAGUGAAAUCUGAGGUCGAAAUAAAUGUAGAAGAAUCAAAUUUAAAAAGCGAAGAUAUUUUGAAGGAUUUGACUGUAAUUAAAGAAGAUCAAUUAACAGAAAAUGAAAAUAAUAUUUCACUCAUAAAUUCAAGUGUACUAGAAAAUCAAAAAGAGAUUGUUGAUGCGGUUAAUAAAGUAACAAAAAGUGAUAAAGAUAAUGAACUAUCAAAAAUAGCAAUGGACCAAUGCAAAAAAGAUAAAAUAAAACAUGGAAAUUUAAAUGUGAAUCAUGCCGAAAUUAAACAAAAUAAGGCUAAAAAAGAAAAGCACAAAUUAUUUAAUGUCGUAUAUGAUACUGAUACUGAUGUUUGUAAUGAAGAAAAAUUAAAUUUUGAAGAAUUUAAAAGUGUUCCGUGUAACAAAGACGACUCUGUACAAGAGAGUAAAUUGGAAACGGAAUCUCUAAUGGAGAUUGGUGAAGAUAGUGCUGUUGACAUUUUUCAUAGCGAUGAUAAUGAUACCAAAAAAUCAACCAAAAUUUACAAGAAUCUAGAAAACAAAGAAAAACACACAAAUUCUGAUAAAGAUAUAUUAAAUAAAAAUCUCAAAAUAAAAAUAAAGAAUCCGGACGAGGAAGCUAUAUUAAAACCUUCUGAAGAACACAUUGUUACUUCACCAGUUCGUGAGGAUAUAUAUGAAAAUUCCGAUGAAACUAACCAAGAGACAUUUCAGAAAAGUCCUAAAGAAGAGUUUGAUGAUAGCUUAGUUGUACCUCAAACUUUUGAAGAAGAUUACAAUAAAAGUGAAGAAGAGGAAGUUACUGAUGAAACACCAAAAAAGAAAGGGAGACCUGGGCGAAAAAAGGGAAAAAGAGGAAGGGCGAAAAAAAUUAUUACAGUCAAGCAAGAAAGUAUUGUAGAAGAAAAAGUAAAACGACCAUACAAACCUCGUCAAAAGAAAGUUGUUACCAUAUCAGAAGAAGUGACUGUGUUUCCAGAGCCAGCUAGUGAUGACAAUGUGCGUAGAUCAAGGCGUAUUGCUGAAAUAAAAAUAAAGGAACAAUUUAUUCCUACUACACAAUAUGACGAUAUUGAUAUACCUUUAAAGAGUCCAAAGAAAAAAGAUAAAGCUGGAAAGAAAGGGUCAACACCCUCAAAAAAGUUUGAAAAUACUGAAGAAUCUGAUGAUGAUGACGAAGAAGAUCCUAUUUCUAAAAAGUUCAAGAAAAAGAAGAGGAAAGGAAAAUCUGAUUCCUUGAAAAAAAUCAACAUGAUAAAUCCUUGGAAUGUUGAUUCUGAAUCUAGCUCUUCCGAAAAUAACAUAGGAUUAUUUGAAGACUACGAUCAUGAAGAAGAGGAAGAAAUUCCUAGACCUGGGAUUGAGCCUAAUAUUUCAGACCAUGAGUUUUCCCCUGAGUCAGAUAUUAACGAUGAAGAUGAAGAGUAUUUGCCUGAAAAAAGAGCUCGAACUGCUCAUAAAAAAGAUGAAGGUGAACUGUUAAAAGAUGACAUGUGUCAAAAAUGUAACAAAAGCGAUCAACCUGAAUGGAUUUUGUUAUGUGAUACUUGUAAUCAAGGGUGGCAUGCAUCUUGUCUCCGCCCUCCACUUAUGGUGAUCCCUGACGGUGACUGGUACUGUCCACCAUGUCGUCAUCAAGCUCUGUUGAAUGCAUUAAAAGACACUUUAAAAAGAUAUGAUGGUGAAUCAAAAAAAAGAGAAAAUGAAGAAUUGAGACGUAAACGUUUGGCGUAUGUAGGAAUAAGUCUUCAAAACGUUAUAUCAUCAAAAACGGAAGAAGUGAAAUCUGAAAAACUGCCUGUAGAACAUCAGUCUUCUGAAGAUGAUGAAGAGCAAUCAGAAUCAGAAGAAUAUGACUCAGAACCAUUGUACACUUUAAGGGCUCGGCGACAAGCUAAUGUCAGUUACCGUUUUAACGAUUAUGAUGACAUGAUCAAUGAAGCAAUUUUAGAGGAGACUGGUGCUGAUGAUUCUGCUGCAAAAAAAUCACCCGAAGUGAAAACUGAUAAAAAUGAUAAUGAUGAAAAUAAUGAUUCUGAUGACGAUGAAAAUGACAAGGGUAGACAGGAUUCACCAAUUGCACCAGCGUUGUUACAUUUGAGGGGGCGAAAAAAAUCAAAAAAGCUCACAAAUCUAGAUAUCAGUUCAGACGAUGGAUCAGACGAAGAUUUUAAAGGGCCUUCAGACGGAGACGAUGAUUACGAUGAAGAUUUGAGCGAGUAUAGUGACGAUUCCGUCAAAAGACGGCCACAACCAACACGACGUUCUGUGCGGAACCGAAAAAACGUGGUUGAUCCUGACUUUAUCAAUGACGAUUCGAGUGACAGUGAUCAACGUUCCAAAAAAAAGAGAUCGAGACCUUGGUCAGAUUCUUCGAAUAGCGAAGAAGAAGACUUAACUUGGGGAAAAAAGAAAAAAAAACGUACAAAUGCGUACUCGUCUUCGUCAUUAUUGUCCAAAUCGACCAAAGGGUCUAAAAGGAAACGCAGCGAAAACGAUGGUGCCCGAAAAUUUAAAAAAUCUAAGAUCAAGUUCGGUAUGAAUUCGGAUUCAGAUUCAGACGGCCAACCCAAGAGAAGAACAAGAGGACGACAAAUAACUUACGCCGAAUCCGACGAUUCCGAAGAAGAAGUCGUAACGAAAAAGCAAGUGGACGAAGACGAUGCGCUGGCCAGUAACGACGAGAAGGAUGAAGAAGACGACGAAGAAGCAGUGGACGAGGAAGAGGAGGACGAGGACGAAGAGGAAGAGGUCAACCCGAAACUGGUGAUAUCCUCAUCAGGGCCAUCUGCAAUGGCCUCCGAACCGCAUCACGGGGCACACCCACGACUGCUGCCACCGGCAGUUGCCCAACGAUCGGACAAACAAGCGUUGUCGCCAGUCGUCGACCCCAAUCAAGGGUCGCCGGAUAAGCGAAAACGCCCCCCACAGCACCAGCCGAAAAAGUGUCCGUCGCCCAACCCUCUGGUGGACUUCGGGGUGGGUGCCGGCUACCCAUAUGCUCCGGACGCCACCAAAGUGGCGGUGUCCGCUGUCCCGCCAUCGCCCGCACACGCCGCGUACAUCAGACCCCCAGCAGCCGUGUCUGCUGCUGCAGGAGUGUUCAAGACCAUGGUCCCGCGAACUGCGGGUGACGUGGGUUUUCCCGUCUCUCCUGCCCCGUACCGGACGGCAGCCAAUAAAAUGACAGGACCGGCUGCCUACCUGUCUCCGCCACCGCCACCUCAGGUGCAACAAGUGUACCAGGCGCCGACGCCACCGCAGCCGCAGCCUCCGUCAACCAGUUAUUCGCCGUAUCCAAUCGAUUACGCCGCCACCGGAGCUCCGCUACCACCUCCACCACCGACGAUCGCGUUCCGAAACGUGCUCGUAGCGCCGCCGUCGCACGAGCAUGCUCUGCUGCCCAGUGCGACACAGCAGCAGCAAUCGGCAACGGGGGGCGGGGACAGCGAAUUUGGCGGGCUCGUUUCGUAUUUUUCCAGUCAACAAGAAGACGAUUUUGACACAUGA